CACACAACCGAGUUUGUCUGGUCUCAAUCUGUGAAUACAACAUUGCAACGACCAGAAGUUUUAGCAUAAUUCUCAUCCCCUUCAUGAAGAAAAAAAAAAGUUUUGCUGGGCGAAUCAAUUGCGAAAACUCAUCACUUGGAAAAACAAUGAUGCAUGCAUGAAUAUGGAUAUAGUUGUAAAGUCAGAACGAUCAGGACCACUCUCAUUAUUACUUUGGACAAUUUCCUACAUCAAAAGGCAUACCAACUUGGUUCUGAGAAAAAGGCUUCUAGUCGGUAGUUUCUUGAUGACUACUUCAUAUUGUGUAGAUAAUACUUACUUUCGCCUGUUCUGGUUUUCUUGCAUACUUCCAGAACUUAUGGAAUGGUGCACGGUCAGAACACCAUUUGGCUUACAGACAACUCCAGAAACAAGCAACAAGUCAAUAACUGCUAGUCAAAAUUUACUCAAUCGACAUCGGACAUUUGCAUUGCGCGGGCCAUGACCCCGGGGAAUGUGGGGUUCACGACAGUUUAGUGCUUGCAGCAUGCCCCUGCAAGUCUGCAAUUGUGUAAUUGUUAUGGCCGUCGGCGAUGAUUAUUUGGCCUUGG
This is a messenger RNA of Truncatella angustata, 590 nucleotides long. RefSeq lists its product as uncharacterized. The coding region runs from base 158 to 484 and encodes 108 amino acids. The transcript has a single exon. The record is from RefSeq and is a predicted model, not a curated record. NCBI's taxonomy places the organism in Eukaryota, Fungi, Ascomycota, Sordariomycetes, Amphisphaeriales, Sporocadaceae.